Molecule: messenger RNA, 231 nt
Organism: Notodromas monacha
Lineage: Eukaryota; Metazoa; Arthropoda; Ostracoda; Podocopida; Cyprididae
Source: the annotation of a GenBank genome assembly
AUGCACCCUGGCGCAUUGUGUUCUGUUAUUGAGGCUGCAGGAAUGACGACAUUCGCGGACUUGGUCGGCGCCGCGUCGGCCGUGGCUGGAGUCCUGCUCAACGGCUACGUCAUCCUCGUCCUGGCCUGCACUCGUCAGCAGCAGAAACUUUUCAAAAGGACCGUCAGAAAACUUUGGUCCGAUGACCACGGGUUGAGGAACACUGUGCUAACAGGUCAAGUGAGAAAAUAA